Alternaria postmessia is the source of this 2820-nucleotide messenger RNA. RefSeq lists its product as uncharacterized. NCBI's taxonomy places the organism in Eukaryota, Fungi, Ascomycota, Dothideomycetes, Pleosporales, Pleosporaceae. Gene Ontology annotation, molecular function: iron ion binding; oxidoreductase activity, acting on paired donors, with incorporation or reduction of molecular oxygen; heme binding. Gene Ontology annotation, cellular component: cytosol. The transcript is spliced from 2 exons. The annotation marks the transcript as partial. The record is from RefSeq and is a predicted model, not a curated record.
UUUGGAUUGAUUGUUAGCAACUCUGAUGUUAUCCACGUUACGGACGACUUCACACGCCUGACUCUCGAUACCAUCGCUCUCUGCGCCAUGGACUACCGGUUCAACUCGUACUACCAGCAAAAGAUGCACCCAUUCGUUGAGUCAAUGGCCGACUUCCUCAAGACCAGUGGAGACCGUGCGAGGAGGGAUCCCAUUUCGCAAAUGUUUUAUGGCGCCGAGUCGCAGAAGUAUUGGAGAGAUAUUGAACUGCUCCGCAAAACCAGUAUGGAUGUGAUCAAGACGAGGAGAGACAACCCGACCGACAAGAAAGAUCUACUCAACGGCAUGCUGAACGGUGUUGAUUCUAAGACUGGCAAGAAGAUGACGGAUGAGAGCGUCAUCGACAAUAUGAUCACAUUCCUGAUCGCUGGACACGAGACAACUUCCGGCUUGCUUUCUUUCACUUUCUACUACCUGCUGAAAAACCCUCAAGCAUAUGAGAAGGCGCAGCAAGAAGUAGAUGAUGUUAUUGGCAAAGGACCAAUUACUGUCGACCACUUGACAAAGCUUCCAUAUCUGAAUGCUGUACUACGUGAGUCUCUCCGUCUCCAGCCUACGGCGCCCGCAGUGGGUAUGACGGCCAAGGAAGACACUACGAUCGGAGGAAAGUAUGCGGUCAAGGCAGGCACGCCACUCGUGGCACUAUUUCCCAUGGUUCACCGCGAUCCAGUCGCAUAUGGCGAGGACGCCGAGGAGUUCCGCCCCGAGCGAAUGCUUGACGCAGAGUUUGAAAAGCGCAACACCGAGUUUCCCAACUGCUGGAAGCCAUUCGGCAACGGCAUGCGAGCCUGCAUUGGAAGGCCGUUCGCCUGGCAAGAAGCCCUCUUGGUGCUUGCCAUUCUCCUACAGAACUUCAACUUCACUAUGGAGGAUGCGUCGUACCAGCUUCAAAUCAAGCAGACACUUACGAUUAAGCCCAAGGACUUUUACAUGCGCGCGCAUCUCCGAAGUGGCAUCUCUGCCACAUCUCUCGAACGCAUACUGGCGUCGGCUACUCUCAACGAGCCUCCACCAGUGAAUGGGGCGCCACGUGUACAGAAGGAAAAACUUGCUAUAGGCAAGCCUAUGGCCAUCUAUUAUGGGUCCAACACGGGAACAUGCGAAGCGCUCGCCAACCGACUUGCGAGUGACGCCGCAAACCAUGGCUUCAACGCGGCAGUCGUCGACACCCUGGACGUGGUUCGCGAGAACUUGCCGACCGACAAGCCGAUUGUUAUUGUCACUGCUUCAUACGAGGGAGCGCCUGCCGACAAUGCCGCACACUUUGUCAAUUGGAUUGGCACCUUGAAGGGCAAGGAGCUGGAGAACGUCAACUAUGCGGUCUUCGGAUGUGGUCAUCGCGAUUGGGCAAAGACCUUCCACAAGGUACCAAAAUAUCUUGACGCUACUCUCGAAGAGCGCGGCGCAACCAAGAUGGUUCAAUGGGGCGGCACUGAUGCUGCCUCUGGAGAUAUCUUCACCGACUUCGAGACCUGGGAAGACCAAGUACUGUGGCCAGCCAUGCGCGAGAAGUACGGAUCAACGGAGGCCCAUGGCGAAGGCUCGCUGGAGACUACGCUUGACGUCGAGGUUACAGCACCGAGGUCGUCGACUUUACGUCAAGACGUCCGCGAGGCUCGUGUAGAGGAAGUUGAAGUUCUUUCUAAUGAAGAUGCUUCAGAGAAGAGGCACAUCGAGAUCAGCCUUCCAUCAGGCAUGACCUACUCAGCAGGCGACUACCUGGCUAUCCUACCAUUGAACCCCAAAGAGAACGUCCAACGCGCAAUGCGAUACUUUGGCUUGACUUGGGAUUCGAUGCUGACUAUCUCUUCGGCUGGCCCUACUACUCUCCCGACGGAUACGCCCCUCAGCGCUGUUGAUGUCUUGGGUGCCUACGUAGAACUCGCCCAACCCGCCAGCAAGCGCAACGUUGUUGCACUGGCUGAAGCUACACCCGAUGAAGCGGAGAAGAAGCAGCUCGAGCGACUCGCCGACGAAACCUUCAGCGCCGAGAUUACUGCUAAACGCGUCUCCGUUCUCGAUCUCCUCGAGCGCUUCCCAUCUACGAAGCUGCCACUCGGCGUCUUCCUAAAGAUGCAGCCGCCCAUGCGUGUGCGUCAAUACUCGAUAUCCUCGUCGCCGUUAUGGAAUCCCAAUAACGUCACCCUCACAUACUCUGUUGUCAGCGCGCCAGCCCUCAGUGGCCAGGGUCGGUACGUGGGCGUGGCAACAAACUACCUCGCCAACCUUGCGGCAGGCGACAGGUUGCACGUCAGCGUGCGCCCCUCACACCAAGCCUUCCACCUGCCAAAGGACUCCAAGAACGUCCCGGUCAUCAUGAUGGCAGCAGGAACUGGUCUGGCGCCCUUCCGCGGCUUCAUCCAAGAGCGCGCUGCUCAGGUCGCUGCUGGUCGCAAGCUAGCACCCGCCAUACUCUUCUAUGGUUGCCGGACGCCGUCCAACGACCUCAUGUACGCCGACCUCCUCAAGCGCUGGGAAAACAUGGGCGCGGUCUCAGUCCGUUAUGCCUUCUCGCGCAAAUCGGAGGAGUCGCAUGGCUGUAAGUACGUGCAAGAUCGUGUCUAUCACGACCGCGCCGAUGUCAUUGAACAGUUUGAAGCGGGCGCAAAGCUCUUUGUUUGUGGAUCGCGGGGUGUUGGUGAUGGGGUGCAGGAGACGCUUAUCAAGAUUGCGAAGGAGAGGUUGAAGGAGAAGGAGGGCCGGGACGCCGAUGAUGCCAAGGCUAGGGAGUGGUUUGAGGGGCUGCGAAACGAGAGGUUCGCUACCGACGUCUUCGAGUAG